Carassius carassius (crucian carp) is the source of this 2054-nucleotide messenger RNA. RefSeq names its product ankyrin repeat and SOCS box protein 15-like. Gene Ontology annotation, cellular component: cytoplasm. The coding region runs from base 183 to 1865 and encodes 560 amino acids. Gene Ontology annotation, biological process: intracellular signal transduction. Gene Ontology annotation, molecular function: protein binding. NCBI's taxonomy places the organism in Eukaryota, Metazoa, Chordata, Actinopteri, Cypriniformes, Cyprinidae. The record is from RefSeq and is a predicted model, not a curated record. The transcript is spliced from 9 exons.
AAUUAAACAGUUUCAGUACACAGUGACAACUGUUUUUUAUGAUCCAUCUGCAUGACUCAGUUUUCAUCAAGAUUGGAGUUGCAUUGUGUGCAUCUUUUUGAGCUCUGAAACUACAGUGGACUAUGUGGGAUAAAUAGAUGAAGAUCAGCUCAUUGGGUUUGUUAUUCAAGUGAGCUUCCAAGAUGCAUACAGUCUCUGUUUUGAACAUAACACCAAGGACUUUAGAAACAGUCACCAAUGAAAACCUCAAGAUUUUAUCUGCAAUAGAUCAAGGUGAUGUGUUUGCACUGAGAAAACUGCAGAAGUACAGGGAUGCCUUUAAAGAAAGAGACAGCAGGGGUUGGCUUCCGAUGCACAGAGCGUCUAUCCAGCCUGAUGUCUGUGUAUUGGAUUACGUCCUCCUGGCAUCUCAUGAGAUGAGCAUGGAGGAGAUGACGGUUGAUGGAGACACUGCUCUGACACUGGCUUGUCAAGCAGGGCAUGUGGAGGGCGUAAAAGUUCUUCUCCAUCACGGAGCAUCUCCACACAACAUGAAUAGCAGGAAUGAGACUCCACUACUCCUGGCUGUAAGGGUAAACUCUUAUGAAAUGGUAUAUGCACUGAUAAUGGGAGGCGCCUUCGUGAGGCAGCUGUGUUUGAAGAAGUGGACGGCCACCCAUGAGGCUGCUAAGGUGGGUUGCGCGGACAUCCUGAUGCUGUUGCUGAGACACGGGGGGAAGGUGAUGGGACGGGACGGCCAUGGGGUCACACCGAUGGGCAUUGCUGCAGAGUACGGCCAUCCGGAAAUACUGGAAAUCCUUAUCCAACAUGGGGGCGACGUCACAGCACAAGCUACCAAUGGAGACAGUGUGUUAUAUGACGCUGCAGGCUGUGGGAACCUGGACUGUAUUGAUCUACUCCUACAACAUGGGGCCAAUCCUAAUGUAGCCAGUCUUUGCUCUCAACUGCCGAUUCACCGUGCAGCCUACGAGGGGCACUACCUGGCUCUGAAGAAGUUAAUUUACGUCACCAAUAAGAAGGCCAUCCGUCUGUGUGGGAUGAGUCCAGUUCAUUCUGCGGCAGACGGAGGCCAUGGUGAAUGUCUUGAGCUGCUCAUCCAGAAUGGUUUUGACGUCAACCCAAUCCUGGGCAGCCAUAUUUCCGAAAACUACGGUGACAUGAGGAAGACCCCACUGUACUUCGCCAUCUGCAAUGGAGAUGUCACCUGCGCUGAGAUGCUUCUGAAAGCAGGUGCGAUGCCAGACCUGGACCCGCUGCGCUGCCUCCUGGUGGCCGUCAGAGCUGAGAAGUACGAGCUGGUGUCACUUCUUCUCGCCUAUGGGGCGGACGUCAACUGUGUCUUCUCUGUCAUCAGUGACACCGGGUUUCCUACGGCAUUGCAAUACUGCCUCAAAGAUGAAAUGAUGCUGCGUCUGCUCCUUAACAACGGUUACCAUGCAGAAAGCUGCUUUGAGUGUUACCAUGACAACUGGGUAACAUACACAUGGGCAGAGGCUGCUAGCCAGUCGUACCAAAUCAGGAGUGAUUCGAAUAAAGUAACCUUUUGUGAGUUUAUUAGUGUUUCAUGGAUGGUGCAUUUGGCGGGGAGGGUGGUGCAGACACUCCUAGAUUACGUGAAUCGCGUCCACAUCUGCUCUAAACUGCAAUGUCUUCUGGAGAGACAAGAGGAGUGGCCUGAUAUCUGUGAAACCCUCAGGAACCCUCGCUCUCUGAAACACCAGGCCAGGUUGGUUAUCAGGAGAUGUAUGACACUGAGACGACUGAAUAACCCAGAGUACAUGAGCACCGUUCCUUUCCCUCCGGGCCUGAAGAACUUCCUACUCUACAAAGAAUAUGAUAUUUACGGCCGAAUGGAUGAACAGUAGAUAUAUGUAUCUAUACACUGUAAAACCUAACAGUGAAAAUCACUACAUGAGAUGAGGUCAACUCCAAAUUUUUUCAACACAACAAAUAUUUCUGAUGUGAACUCAAAAACUAAUUAUAUAAAGAAGAACUCAAUCUGAAUAAGUUACUAAACAAAUAUUUUAACUCUAAUGAUUAAAGAAAAUCAUUUA